Clonostachys solani is the source of this 1176-nucleotide messenger RNA. The record is from the annotation of a GenBank genome assembly. Lineage: Eukaryota; Fungi; Ascomycota; Sordariomycetes; Hypocreales; Bionectriaceae.
AUGGAGGAGUGGCAGCUUCCACCCGACUCUCAAGGCCAUAUGCUCUAUAGAGUAAAUGUGGCCUUGAUUGUCAUUUCCACAGUAAUAUUGAUGUCUCGGCUUAGCAUCAGAGCGUUUAUGCUACGGGCCAUGGGAAUUGAUGAUUUGAUUGCGACCAUCGGUUAUGGCCUGCUCGUUGCUCUCUCGUGUAUGGAAAUUCGUGCCAUCAGCUUUGGAUCAGGAACCCACAUGGACCAAGUCCCUCCACAGAGGAUCCCAUUGUUCUUCGCAACUCUUCCAACCUUGCAACUUAUUUUCUUCUUGGCGAUUGGGACAGUGAGACUAUCAAUUUUAUCCUUCUAUCCACGUUUGAAUAGCGACAAGAUCUUUAUCCGCUGUAUCUGGGGAGUGGCGUUUGUGACCGUUGCUAUCACUCUCACCGCCUUCUUUUUCAUCCUCACCGAAUGCAAGCCCAUUCCAGAUCUAUGGGACAUCACUGCGCCGAACCGACAAUGUCUCGAUAAGUUGAAAGAAGCACCGAUGAUGUGGACACAUAGUGCAGUCGGUAUUGUCAUUGACCUGUUUCUGGUCGGCCUCCCAAUUUCAGUCAUUUACGCGAAGAUGAAGUUCUCUAUGAAGAUGGUUCAGGUGAUACUAAUCUUCUGUAUCGGAAUCUUUGCCAUCAUUACCGGAAUUGUACGACUGGGUAUAAUUGUUAGCACUGAUUUUACAACGGAUACAACGUUCAAAAUGGCCGCAGUUGCGCCUUGGACCGAUUUUGAGGGCCAUGUUGGCCUUUGGAUCGCUUGUUUCCCAGCUCUGCAACCCUUUAUACGCCUCAUUACAUACAAGCUUGGACUGCGCAGCAGAGACAGGAAAAGAACGGGACCUACUUGCCAAAAGAAGGGAGCACUGAGCGGUACUCAAACUGGUGGCCAGUGGGCGACGAGUCGCGCCAGUCAUGCUCAAGAUUAUCUUUCCUUCAAUCACGACCACGAUGGCAUCAAUAGCACCCGCAAUAUCACUCAGAUAACCUCUAAAACGGGUUCUCAUGACGAUGGUAUCGAACUGAACCCAAUUUUACAGACUAAUGCUAUCAAAAAGGAGACCGAAGUCUCCGUAUCAGUACCCGAGGUACCAAAAAUUCAGAAAAGUCAAAGGGGCCACAGCGCACCCAACAACUGGGAUACUGUAUAG